AUGAUGGAAUUUGACUUCAGUGUAGCCGAUUUGCAAGAUCUUUCGGAAUGGCCAGAUAGUCUAGAAUUUGAUGAAUUCUUCGAUCCAAGUGAGGUCCACGAGGAACCAUCAGCGAAACGUCGAAGAACCUCUAUCGACAAGUCUCCCAAAACACAUGCAGUUGGUAGGGUUUGAAUUCAAUUUUAGCUUAGGAGCGUUCCCAUAUGAGCGCUGUCAAAUGGGACUGCGAGAUUAUUGAGAUCCCGCCUAACGAUUCUCACCUUCGUGAAAAUUUGGAAGCAUCCAUACAAUAUGGCGGGUCAGCCCGUUUACGGAAAUCGCGGUAUUAGUAACUGAGAUCUUUAUCACCGGGCUUAAAAUUUCCACCCCUCUUACGAGGACGAAACUCGGGCUUCUUCAGCUUGACAACCAGUGAGCGGGGUGAUUUUGCCUUCUGUUUACUGUCCACAGGGGAACGCAAAAUUUCUGCUCAGUCCCAUACUUCAUUAUGCAUGCAGUUCUUAAAUAAAAAAUGGCGAGAACAUUAUAACUAGAUUACCUUUGGGACUACGUGCUUCUUUUUUAGAUUAUUGGAGGGUUAUGCGGAAAUCUUUCACAGCGAAAAUUUCAACCCUGUUCGUUUGCUAAGAUUUCAUUGCUUUUACAGUUUUCUUAUGAACACAGAUGAUUUUUAAUGGAGAAAGAGUCUCUAAAAGGUGACAUCUUAAAACUAAGCGGGAAUUUUCACUAACAACAAAAAGCAAAUUUCUCUUUUCGGGCUCGUAAUUAAAAUAAUUAUACAUUAGACUUACUAUGAAAACUCUGAUUGGUCAAGAACAUACAGUCAAGAUACAAUAGCAUUUUGAACCCAAGAUCUGCAACAGAUAUUGGGUUUUCAUGUUGUGUUCAAAAGCUGCCUAGUUUCCAAGCCCCGUGUCCGUGUAGUGUUCUUAAACUUUUGCAAACUCAGAGAAAAGUGUCUUCUUUUGCAGAUCGUUUAAAAAAUGUAUAAUAAAACAAUUAUUGGAUUUGGUUUCUGUAUGAUAUCAUGAGUUAUCAAACCUUGUGUCUGUGUCAUUUGCGUCAGCCUUUGAGAACUCCUCAGUUAGUAUUCUUUUGGGCAAGAUUUCUGUACAACCCCAUACUUCAUUAUGUACACAGUUCUUGGAUAAAGAAAACAGUGGCGGAAAAAAUAGCUUGCCUUUGGGACUAGGAUUUUGUUUUCGAAUAAUACGGGGUUAUUCAGAGAUCUCUCCUUCCUAAGUUUAAAGCCACUAUCCUGUUGUGCUUAUGGAUUGUGUUUUUCCUUUUUUAUGAUACUCCCAGCUUCUGUGAGUAGAAAACCAGCGGAGUUAAACUGCAGUGGUCGUAUCUCAUCAAACAGAAUUAAAGAGGCACUCUGCCAAAAUGGUUACCUAACUACUGGUGUAUUUAGUGCGUGAGUAUUUUAUCCUAUAACCUUUUUUCCUGUUUUAAGGCUACAAGGGAUUGAGUCUGUAAAAUAUGAGUUUUGGUUGAUGUUUGCAAAGUAACACAGAUAAAGCAAUUUUAAACUGGAUGUUAAAAGUAAUCCAGGAUUGCUAAAUGGUUUUGCUCUCUCUGUGAAAACUUAAUACUUCAUCCCGUCUUCUGAUUGGCUGUUGUGAUUACUUUGGGUUUGGAUUUAUAUCAGUCAAUCUAGAGGCACUCUAAAUAGUGAAAUUGAAAACUAGAAAUUAUAUAAUUGUGACUACAAAUGUUUCAAUUUGUUUAGCAAAAACUGAUAAAAAUUCUGAUCACCAGUUUGUGAAUUUUUGGCUGGCAAACUAUUAUUGAAAUCUCUUAUCAGGGUCAUUUUGCAUGUGUCCACUGAACAAGGAACCACAUCAGUGCAGAUAAUGUUGUUUUGGUAUAUACAGGGGCUUUAAUACAAUUCAGGAUUUGAGACUGCCAUGGGAGAUUUUUUUUCACCAAAAUACUACAAAGAAGUGAGCAAUACUGCAAUAGUGCAAAUCUCAAUCUUGCCCUUGAUAAGUUCCAUGUGGACAGACGAUAAAGUCUCUCCUUUUUAUAUUUGAAGAGUUCUGCAUCAUGAAGAUCCUUAUCCAGGACUAUUCUCAAACCAGAUUGUCAAGUUGUUUGGAGCCACAUUUGUCUCAGGCAGUGUUCUCCUUCAUCAAAUGGAAACAUUAUUCUUCAUGCUGAGGUAAUUUAUCAUUUAUUUAGAUUUGUUGCUUUGAAUGACACUGGAGAAAGCUGUACUUUGGAGUUGAUACAAGAAAAUUUUAAUGAGAAGUUUUAAUUUUUAAUUAGAGUCUCCAUUUAGAUAUAUUGUUAUCAUCACCAAUAACUUCAAGGGGUUGGACAAAACAAUCAGUGACUUUAUUCUUAAAAAACAAAUUAAUUUUUUUCAUCAGGAUUGUGCUCAGUAAAAUAAUAUGUAAUUAUUGGAAUUUUAUUAAUAACUACCUAAUAAAUUUUGGGAAAUCAACUGUGGACACACUGAAUGGUAUGAAAAUUGCAAAGAAUUUUGUUUUUGCCAAGAACUCUAUGCAGAGACAUUUUGAGAAAAUUGGGUAUGGGUACACACUUUACUUGGUGUGCGACAAACCCCCUCAUUUCAAAAUGCUUUGCUGCUUCUGAAUGAGAUCAAAACUCCAAAAAUUUACUUUCCCACUGAGAAUGAAUUAAGUUGCACUUUGUCUGUUGGCUACUGAAUGUCACAGUACAUCACAGAUAUUGUGGAUUGUCUACUGUUAUGAUUAACAGAUUAACACAGAGAUAUAAAUGUUUCUUUUAUUGCAACUUUCUAGGCAGCAAGUUUUUCGGUUGGAAAAUGAUGGAAGCAUCACAACUUUAUCUGGUAAAUGAUUCUUUAUGGUGGAACAAAGUUUAUACUUCCAACUUAUUGUUUCAGUUCCUGUGAGUUAGUGCAACAGAAGGAGCUCACUUGCUAUUUGGAAACAAGCCUUUUUAUUUCCAAAAAAUUUCAGGAAUAGCAAAAUCAGGGUUGCUUUUCAGACAAACCAUUUGAAUUCAGUUUCUUGCAUAUAAUUUUUUGCAAAAUUUACAGAUGCAUUAGCUUAGUGGUCAGUGUACACCAGACUCUCAGCCAAAAGCCCGACUUUUAGAUUUGGUGGAAGUUAUUGUGUUAUGUUCCUUAAAAGUAACAGGGUUAAGUCAGCACUUAAGCCAAGAAGCUAUUGCAGGUGCAGCUUAUUGUGGUUUCCACAGCUCAGCAUGAAGAAACUUUUUAGAAGAUUGUUAUGUGGAAAGAAAUAAGCUAAUUAUGUCUUUUUUUUUAUCAGAUGAUGUGCACUCCCGCUGUGUUGAGCUUCGAAGACUGUGCAGUGAAUUCUGUGCAUUCCUGUUGCAUUUUGCACACAAGUGAGAGAAAUUUUCUGUGCAUUUUGGUAGUACACGAAUUGUGCGUUGUUUGCGUGACUGGCGCGCUCGUUUUCACGUGUCUCGCACGCUUUUCCCCAUGUUUGUUGGCCUUCGAAAUAGUCUUUGUUGACUUUGAAAACUUUUUUCCUUUGUAACGGUACAUUAGUCUUAGUCAUUAGUUUUGAUUCGAAUCGAUAUAAAUAUAUUUUUGGUUUGUCCACAGGCAUCUCCACGCAACCCAAGAUUCCGUCCCAAGUAACACUCUUCUCCGCGAGUGGUUUCUUCUGCCGUCAAAACUUACCAAACAACUGGAAGAUUUAUCACUGUUUCUCGGCCGGUUUUCUUCGCUUCCCAGUUCUUUUACUAUGAUAAACCCAGUGAAUUCAAUUGGUCCUGUGCGUUUAAAAGGCGGAGGACACUUAUUUCAUCUCCAUCUAGAGCUAAACUGGGCAGCCAUUCAAACAUUAUGUUUGAUCUUUACCAAGCAAGGUAAGGGAUAUUAUUAAUCUUAUUUGAUUAGGGGCCCCGCCGCAAGGCAGGGCUACGAAAAAUUAGUCUAUAGACUCAUUCAAUUGUUCUCCUCCACGGAAAUCUUUAGUAAAAGGCGAAAGAUUUAUGCGUGUUGAAGGAAAACCAGAGUUAACUUUACUUCAUUUUAGAAAACGUUUCUAAUGCGCUUAGUGAUCUUGUCCAUGUGGUUAAAUUUGUUUUCAACAUGAAAUCACAUGACUGAUGCGCAUGCUUGUUAUUGCGUAGUGUUCGCAUAAUGGAAAUAACUGGCUUUACGGCUAUUUGUUUCAGUGUUUCGUUCUUACUUGGUAAGCGCUUUAAGCAAGAAUUUCCUAGAAUUGUUGAAAGUGUUCGUAAAUCCUCAGUUUCUUCGCACUCCAAACCACAGGAGGAACAUGGCCAAUGUAAAUUGGUCCUGUAUCAGACUAAUGCCGUUUAUGCUAAUUUUCAUUAUUUUUUCGUUUACGGUUCGUUGGACUGUCACAAAAUGCUAUUUUAACGAUACAAAGGAUGCGCUGGAAAAUUAACAUAUACAAUUAAACAUGUAGAUUGGCAAACGUUGAUUUUUUACUUGCAAAGCAUGUCAACAAGCUUCUGUUAUCUUGAGAAACGCUCACGUUUCCUUUUUCGAUUUGCCUUGGUAAAAUGAUAUGGUUAUCGUUUGGAGAAUUGACCUUCUUUCUGUGACUGGUUUAGAACACGUGUCGGUGUGUUCAAAGUUAUGCUCUAUUAAAUCACUUGGCAAACUUUGAAAACAAGAAUAACCAAAAUAAAAGGGUUUAUGUAGUGUAUUUAUGCUACAGAACUUAGAUCAGGGGUGUACGAGUCACGGAAAGUCUAGACAGCCAUGGAAUUAUUCAAUUUAAAUUUUUUUAAGUAGGAGAAAUCGCGGAAAUGUGGGUCGUGGAAAAUCAAAAAGAAGAAAGUGAAAAUUAUUUUUCUAACAAAAGUAACACAGAGAAUAUUGUCACUGAAUGACCAUUUUAACAUCAUUUUAGGAAACAUCUGCUCUUAUAUUAAAGUUCACAUGGCAACUAGGUGGACAAUCAGACAUGUUUUGAUGCUACUCUGGUUUACAGAUUUAACGAAUGUAACCGAAGAAGUUACGAUCAGGGAUGUAGAUAAUAGCCGGAAGCCGGGAAAAUUACCCGGCUGUGAAGCACUACUUCUUUCUCCAAAAUGUUUUUAAAUGUUGUCAGAAGAUUGUUAUUUAUUUAUUUAAUUUGUUUACACCUUCAAAUCUAGGUAUAGCGUGCCAAGGGUACGCUAGAGUGGGCCUUCGGCCCAAAUACCCGCCUAUCAUUGCAAGAUUCCCGCCUGUUAAAAACUUUAGCUACAUCCCUGUACGAUUCAUAGACCCAACGUUUCGACACUCCUGUCUAGUGCCUUCAUCAGGGGUCCGCUCUUAUGUUAUGCCAUGAAAAACGAAGGAGAAAAUCGUUAAAAAAGUCAUGACAAGUCAUGGAAUUUCAAGAGUUCGAGUGAAUACGAACCUCGCGUAAAAGAUCGGUGUUUUUCUGUCAUUUGUUCCUUCUAAAAAUUUUGCAGAUACUUCUAAGGAAAGGUAUAGGAAGAGAAAUUUCGAGGUUGAAGUAAUUACAAUUCAAUGAUGAGAUUUAUGUUCAGUCCCGGCUUUUCCAUGUAAGACCUCUUUAAGGAAUAACAUUAACCUCGCAGAAGUGACUCACACGAAACUUCUCCAAUACAUUAUUCGCAAACAGGCGAUGAGAACAGACAAACUUAUCAGUUUAAGGUUGAUAGAGCGCCAGAUUCUCCUGUGUAAUUUAUAAGGUAAUGUAAGCAAUUAAAUGAGAGAAUUACCUAUGGAAUCAAGGGAGUCAGAGAAUGUACUUGAUGCUUCGUAUUUCUUGUUUAUGAACCGCAAGAGAACCAUGCCAGUUGUAUGUUCAUUCAUUAACUCCGAUGAUUAGAGACAGCAGGAGCUAGUGUUGAGCGAGGGGAAUUCUUGCACUCUACGAACUUUGAACAUAAUCUUGAGAAUACGUCGAGUCAGAAUCUCUAUUUUUAAUUUAUUUCUCCUCUGUAAGGUUAAUUCCUACGAGCCUAUGAAUUUCUCUCUUAGUCAUUAAGACUGCAAAAUAUAUUUAGCUAAUUUGAAUUCUCCACUGUUAACUUAAUUCCUACGAGCCACUGGAUUUUUACUAGGUCAUAAAAACUGUUAAAUCAAAAAUUCUUAGAACUGCUCUUCUUUCUGAAAUUUGUUCUCAUUCGUUGCACAGUUUUUCUUCCAGUAUGCGUUAUUUUUGCGUGACAAAUGCUGUAAUGUUGCCUGCGUGCUCCCUGAAAGAGUUAGUCAACCGUAAGAUAUGAUUGACAGCCAUCUUACUAGGGGCUGAAAAUGUGAAAUGUGGGAACGAAAACUUUGCGGAACGAUAGAACUAAAUCAGAAAAGAAUUGGACAGGUUCUUUUGCGCACGUUUCUCUCCUAUCUGACCGACACUCUAUUCAGAUAGAAGCAGUGGAAAAGGAGUUCUUCCCAGUGAGGACUGUUAAGGCCACGAUGAAUCACAAACGUGUCAGCACUGAGGCAGUCGCCGAGUCCAGGAACUUGCCAGAUAGUUGCUUCCUUCUUUUGCGAACACGUGUUCCACCACACCUUUUUACUUCGCUCAGGCCAACCCCUUGCAAUAACGCUCCAGUGAAGGCACACAAUGGCGUUAGUGGGCGGCGCCUCCAAGCCGAGGCCCAAAACGUGACCGAGGCAGAAGUAUCCUGGAGGUGGCACUGGUCGCCAUACUGCUACCUUAGUAUUGUUAUUCUUGGCAUCUGACCUCCAGAGUUCUUGGUAAGUGAUCGGAUGCAUUAGGAGACCUUUGUUUCCUUUCUCUUUUACAACAAGCACUUUCGCUCCCUGACCUGCUCGACCGUAGCCGCGCUCUGCAUAGUGUCCCAGAGGCGAAUACCCGAUUGGAGCUUGGGGAAGAUACACGCUGAGACGCUUGGACUCCUCACACUCUUGACCUCUGUAAAUGAGCGCAAGCUCGUCUUUGUUGAGCUUUUUAAUUGACAAUGAAGCGUUGAAAGGAGCUGGAAUAACCUCGGGUAUCAAGGACCAGAAAUCUGAGAUGUGAGGCGCAGAUUUGGAGUCGCUGCUUAAGAACAGGCCCAAGUUUACAUAUGAAUAACUGGGAGCCAGAGACCACAAGCUGGCCAUACCGGACUCCUCUCUCCAUACGCGACGACCCGGAAUUCCUUGAUCGACCAUAAGCCUGUGUACGAUGCACACGUUUCCGACUGAGGGUGGAUCGUAACUCGUUGUCGCUAGAUGACCCAGCGCAACAUAGUUCAGAUUUGGAACUUUUGGUUUCCAAAAUGCCAACACUCCAUUGUGACCAGAACCCGAGCCAUUAUUUCCAUCGCUGGACCCCUCAUCGUCGCUAUCACCACUGUAUCCGCGUCCGCUACCAGGUCCCUCGCUACUCCAUACUUGGACAAAGCCCUUGGCUUUGGCGAAGAAUUUUGUGUGUUUUAUUUUGAUGCACACCAUGACACUGGGAUUGGGCUUGCUGAUGUCCCCUUCCUGCGCGUAAUCUCCAAGCAUGCAAUACCCGGGAGGACAGUCAGGCCUGUAGAUGGUGAGUCCUUGGCCAUGGGGGUCGGUAUAUAUCUUGGUUGCUAUGGAGAUGAUCAUCAUGCCAAUCCCUGCAACAGCCAUCUUGUCUUAAAACAAAAGCAAUGUUGUUAAACGUGAGUGACUUAGUCAGUAGUGGGUUUUAGUUUGGCAUGUAAUCGGUUGAGAUGGUGGCGCAAACCGCAGAGGAGUAAAACAGAUGCCAUUCCUGUAUAUUGUCGAUACUUGUUGAAAAUUGCUCCGUGAGAGCGUGUUUGUUUAACAGGUUAAGGUCAGGCAUGCAUAUUCUUAGUGUUUAUUUUGUAGCCCAUAUCACCUAAAAAUAUAAUCGGAAUUUCUUGCACUCUGAAUGCAUGUUUAUGCCACACGCGUAGACCUUCACACUAGAUUAUAUAUAUGCAAUUCAAUUCAUGGUUUCGCCCCUUGGUGAAUUCAUCGCAGAUAUUCGAUUUUGUCGAAAAAAAAAUUGUCAUUCAGUACUCUUCAAGCGCCAAAAUUCAAUACCUUUUGACAUUUCUUUGGUACAAAUUCCAAGCCAGAAAAGAUAUGUAAAAAAUGAACCAAGAAUUUAGCGUUGUAAAAUCUAAAAUCAUCUAUCUUUUCGAGUACAUGUUGUUACCUAUCUUGUUGAAGUCGAGUGAUUCAUUUUGCAAAAUGUCUAUUAGAAUAAAACUCAAUUAUGUAAGAGACUUUUUUAUUAGCUGAAAGGGGCAGAGAUCAUAUUCCUAGUUAAGCACGGGUGUGCAAUCUUACUUAAAAGUGAUAUACAAUCGUUAUCCGUGCAUUUUUAAAAUUGUUUUUUUUUAAAUCUGGCUGAACUUUAAUCUUCAUCCUCAUUAAUUUGAUGACGGAGGAUCGGGGAAACAGCAUUAAAGUGAGUGAUAAAAAGAUAUUGUUUCAAGGAGACUACGUAGUCACCGAUAACUGCAGAAGGGCGAGCUUCUAACUGGUAUAUCUGAUUUACGUUUCCUUAUGCUUUAGUAACUACAGCUGGACUGUCAUUUGGACGUAUCAGCAGUGACUAUAGAGACAAGGGUUGUGGGAACGCUGUGUUAAUUUUUAUUGUUUUUUUUUUAACCAAAAUUUGAUAUCGUAUUUAACUAAAGCCGCAACCAACUCGAAAAGGAUGAAGAAUCACCCUAAGUUUAAAAACCAAGGACCUUUAGUAACUUUUUGUUGCCUUUGUUUUUCUAUUUUUUCAGUUUUGAGGCAAGAGCCCUAAAUAUGAAAGUGUUACCUUAUUUUAGAACUGCGUGAUUAAUUUAGAAACGCUGGACGAAAAUGGAAAGUUCAAAGCACUAUUAGCGGACCGUCGCAGAUUACUUAAUAUCCGUUUAAGAAUGCUCAGUUGUGGAUUUUCACAACAUAUAAGGGAGAGAUUUGUUUCACCUUUUCAGCAUGUAAGAUUGAGGCUAUGGUAUGCGAUGUACACAAAGUUGUUAACGUAUUUUCAAAUAUAAUAGAAUUCUGGCAGGAAGUUAAUAUUUUCAUUGAAAAACAUACCAUAACGAGAUGACAACUUUGCUUUGUACCUCACUUACUAUGACAGUCCAGUUUACCCCCGUUUAGGCUGUUAUAACAGUGCCGCAGUGGCCCCUAUGCUAUUUGCAGUCUCAGUGGGAAGAAUUAUUUCUCCCUGUUGGAUUUCUAGUUACAAGUCAAGUGAUGUGGUACACUGAAUGUCGCUAUUUAACAUCAGUUACUUUAAGCUUGGCUGAUAGGGGCUGUUAGAGUGAGAAAUGUUAAAAAUACCUCGGAUUUGGUGAAUUACAGCGAGGGCCACUUUAAACAUAGUCGCGUCUUUGUUCGUCUAAUUAUAACCUAGCAUGAUCACAUUUUUUUUAACGAAAAAGGAUUAAACGUCUCAUUUUUAGAUCUGAAAACAACUCUGCUCCUAUCGGCAAAGUAGACAUUUUAGUUGUUUCAAAACCCUGGAACACUUUUCGAAGACUUCCACAAUGUUGUCAUCUCUACGUAACACUCAACUUUUAGAACUGACGUUCUGUUCUGUCUGACACGAAGUUUUUUAUUAAGUUAUAUAAUCGAGUAAAUACGCCUUUACCUUUGGUUUACACCGGUCCAGGCGAAAUAAUUUUUACCAUCGACUUGUGACUACUGAAAACUUACCAAUAGUCGAAGUGAUGUCAACGAUGUUCUCUGCCUAAGAAGCGAACCUUUCUAUCAGCGGAACUUUGUUCGUGUGUGCUGUUCAGCUCCUUGGACGUGUUUAUAUCUCCGCAGGGCGGAAAUUGGAUAGAUAUCCUAUUCAAGAUAACCUUAAGACCUAUGGCUCGGCAAUCGGAUACUCUUGACUUGUUAGAAGUAUGGGGUUCUUUGUUGGCUAAUGAAAGGAUGUCCACCUUACGACAAGGGCGUGAUCGUGACCAUGAGGAACAAUUUCGUCCCAUUUGGGGCGUUUAUUUGUUUUACACCUGGUUGUUAUAGUUCUCUUUGCCUGAUCCGCAAUAUCGGAAACCGCGAAUUACUUUAACUCGGAUUAAAGCACUAGCUUCCUUUUUACGCAAAUGAGUAAUUGAAUUAAUGAAAGGAUUUGUUGCUUUUUAAAGCAUUACGCUUUCUUUGGUUACUGCGUGUUCCCCAUUUUGGAAACAGCUCUCCAUGUCUGACGCAGUAAAGAAUCUUUGUUAACAGUUUAUUUUAUAGUUUGUUUGUAAAAACGUGUAAAAAUAGAAGCAUUUUGGAACUUUCGCUAAUUGAAGCACAAUGUGCGAUAUUUCGGGUCAAUUUACGCCUAUUUUAUCGCCUUCACCUAUUGAGGUUUGAUUGCAGUUUGGGACAUUGAGUUUUCAGAAAACUCGAGAGUCGUAACACAAGAACUACAAGGCUAAUUUUUGUCUUAAUACGAAAACAGAAAGUAAUUUUGUCGUGGCUCGCGAAUUUUUCGAUCCUCGGCUCUCUUCCAGCUGAUUCAAUUUCACCGUGAUCGGAUCAGGUAAUUCGUUCGUCGUGAUGGUGAAAGAAGGAAAAACUUAAUAACUUGUCGUUGUUUAUCACCUUGUGUCUCGUCAGGACUGCUUUUUAUUAAUUUUUAAUUCAGCCCGGUUAAAAAGGCGACUGACCUAUCAGUUUCCAUUUCAUUGCCGUUGUAUUCAUUAAUUACCCUAAUGAGGUGUCUGCGUGUUCUUGGUGAAAGGUUGUUUGUGGAUCGCACAGAACAUGACGUAAAUUUUUUACCUGUCUGUCAUUUGCUCUGUAUUCGAAGGUAGUGGCUUUACAAGACAAGAUUUUCAGGAUUAGCUUGUAAAUUCUGCUUAGGCACAUUGAGAAGGAAUCCCUCCAGUGAUCUCGUUAGAAAAAGAUUGUUCACAGGAAGCUUACAGAUGGAAGAAGUUUCCAGGUUGCCCGUCGCAUGGUAGCAGUAUUUCAAGGCUUCAUUUGUGACAAGCUUAAAAUUCUUUCUUUUGUUAUGAAACAUCUGCUAUGAUGCUUUUGCUAUGAAACAUCUGCUGACACUGAAUGAUUUCAAAGAAAACAUUUUGAUGAUGGCUUUCUUACUACAAAUCUUCAUCAGAAAGUUGCUACCUUGCCAACUUUGCAUUUUGUUGAAACAUUCCUCUAAGGACGUUUUUUCCAAUUAUGAUUCUUUCGUUUGACAGAAAUUAAUAAGUUUAUAAUUCUUAAAUCGUAAUCGUUAAAUUACAUUUGUUUCAAAUUGUUUUGAUUUUUACGGAGGAAAGAGGUAAAUAUUUUCCAUUUCUGUGCAGAUAAUACUCAUGUUUUUCAUGAGACGAUCUCCACGUGUCUUGAAUAUCACCAAAAAGGAACAACAACAGUAGAAAGUGGUAAAACCACGCCCUCUAAAUUAGCAAUGCAGAGGCGGGAAAGCCUUUCACAAAAUAUCGUAUCAGAAAGUUUUCGUAUCUGCCAUUUCAAGUCCCGUUCUGAUGAGGAAUUUUAACAAACUCAAAUGAUUUAGCUGAAGCAAUAGCUUAUGAAUUCUUCGACAUCGGGCGCCACCUUAAAAUGUUGAUUUAUUUUUGUUAUCUUUACUGUUUUAUAACAACUUGAAAGAGUGCAAUGGACAGGAACUCAAGUUGCUUCACUUCACUUUUUCCCUGAUCACUAGGCAAAAUUGCGUCUUGUGAGGCACCAAAUGUCCUCCACCUCUAUAAAUUAGGGUCAUCUUGUGUAGAGUUCAUUUUACUAUUCUGUAAACAGUUGACAAAUUUCGGUGAUAUCAAAGUAAACUUCCACCGGCAAUGAAAUCCGGAUGUUUUUGUCUUUAAGUGCUCUUUCCGUUUUCUAGAAUUGUUAACACAUUGUGCUAUGUUAUCAUGCGUAAGAUUUGUUUUGGAUUGUUGUACAAUUGAGAAGCCAUAUGUUGGACUAUUGCGUAAACGCAUUCCUAUCGACCUUGGUGUUUCGUGACCUUACAUUGUAGAUAAGAAAAAUUAUGAAAAAAUUAAAUUCGCUCUAACGUUUCCUCUCUCUUGCAAAUGAUUACAAAAUAUUUAGGGGUUCUGAUACAAUUUAAGCUCUAUCAUCCUAAGAAUGAUGCGCUUAGUAAAUACACGUAAUCCUUUAAAUCCCAAGAUCGGAUUAGUUACUUUCCCCUUCCAAUCCUUUUACAUUUCCCCAUAGUGAAGUGAAAAGAAUUUGUUGUCAUAUAUAUAGAUACCACCCCAGCUCUCUGUUAGAAGACAAGUUACAAGUCUCAAUCACUCCAGGGUGUGAAGGAUGAAGCAAGUGAUGCCUUUGUACAGUUGCGCAAAUACAAACUAUUCAGACUCGUUCGGGAGUUUCAAGUGACUGAGAGAGUAUUCUUAGAUCUUCGGAUAUCAUGGAAAAUAAAUUGAACUUCUAAGUUGGAGCAUUUUCAAAGUAAAAUUUUAAAUCGUCGUUAUAGGCUCUCUCCCAAGUCUUUUAUUGUUAAACUACUCAAGACAACCACAAAUGAUGUUUUAUCGGAAAAAAGAAACAACUGCAGUAGCAAAAUCACCCCUGGACGCCUAAUACACCAACUCUUCUUUGUCCAUCUCACCAGGAGCACAGGCUCCUUAUCACACAAAUCAAUUUUGUUGUGAAAAGAAAAAUAAUUUAGAAGUCAAUGAUAUAUCAUUUAAAGAUGAUUCCAGGAGAUCCUAUGGUGUGCGUAAGCUUUGUAGCCCUGAUCCUAUUUGUAGAAUGAUUCUGAAAUACUUCGUCCUAUGUCUACUGUUUUGCCUGUAUAUGAGCGAACCUUAAAAAUUCGUUUUUAUCCCGAUAUUUUACAUUAGUAUAGCGCCUAUGAGCUUAGAGCAGUUUUUAUCCGGUAAGAGGUCAAUGACGGUAAAUAGAGAUCAUUUCAAAUCAUAUCGCAUCGCUUGAGACACCCUUAGGCUAUGGCGAGUGUAUUCAGCACAACACAGCCGCAUUUAAGCUUCGUCGCGUGAGUCUUUUAUCUCCGUCUGCAUCCAGGAAGGCAAAUAAUGUAUCGUGAGUGACGAGAUAAUAGGAAUGUGGAAUGCCAGGUUUUCAAUAACGAUAUUGAUUUAUUCUCUGUUCUGUACGGUAUUUGUCUGUCAGUGCCCUGUUCCUCAAAUUUCUCAUGUCGAUUCUCCUUUCAAUGGCUGGUACUAGCCAUUCCAUUCAUGUAAGUUUGCAUAAACUAACCAUUUAACUCCUAACCCCUUCCUUUUUCGUCACUAAUAAAGGGUUUUUUUUUAAAGUUUCUUAACUUCAUUUUCUAUGCUACGAAACAAUAAAUCCAAAUAUCUUUUUGUCAGGAGCUCCUUUGUUGUUUGAAGUUAAGGUCACCACAGCAAACUUUAUUUAACAGUUAACGCCAACAGACAUUCUCUUUUUUCCUUCAGACAGUGCUUUUUUUUCUCUUCAGCGAUUUUCUGCAGACAGGAACGUCUACGGGCACGAACGUUCUGAUCCCAUUCCGUCCAACUUCCUCGGAUGAAGUUGCAUGUUUCUGUUUUCCUUUCUGAUUUGUGUUUUUUUCAGUCUUGUGUGCUUGUCUGGUAUGUUUUUUAUUUUUUGUCAAAAUAUUAGAUUUGCACGUCAUUUAUCAAAAGAAGUUUAGAUGCAAAUUAAUUUAAAUGAGAGGGCGGACGGUUGUUGCACUAAUGGCGUUGUAUUUGCAGACGCCCCAUUCUGGUCAGUCUCAUCGGCUUAUCCUGUAAUUCAUGUUGAUUCUGUCAUCAAUGCCGCGAACUUUUUCAAAAUGUGUAGGCUUUUCUUCUCAGCCAUUUAAUCAGAUGUCUGUUUUUAGGUUCUUAGGAGCAGGCGGCGGGUGGUCGAGUGGUUUAGGGCGUAUGUGUUAAAUCUGGAGUUCCUUUGUUCCAAUCCUCUUCUUUGCCUUUCAAGUGGAUCUGUUUCUCGGUCAGUUCGAAUUCAUAGCCUUCAACAUAGCCAGUGUUCUAACCUACGACCGUUUUGCGCGCCACUGCUAGUAAGCUCUCAGGGGUUUCAAUUAAAGCGGUUACCGGCGGUCUAUCACCACUUACAAGACUUCUUACCGCCCUGUCUGUUUAGGCUGCAAGUAGGCUCUUGUGAUGAGUUCCGCCCUACGCCUCCCUUUUUCACACAAUCGGUAGCCGCAUAUGGGCGGCCAAAUUUGCAGUGAAAGUCACCAAUUUAACGAACUGCGUUCGGCAGUCAUGUUGCAAGCUGUAACGUAUUAAUUUCUUGGUGUUUCAGCUUAAAGUUAAAAUGAGAUAACCUUUAGCAUUCAACAUUAUCAACACUUUGUCUUUUUUUUCUGAGAAUUUUCGACUAAAAUAUUUUGUCCCUUACUUUAAAUGCGACAUGUGCAAUAAAUCUUCAAACUGGUGGAGCAAUCAUUUCUCCUGUUAAAUUUUCAGGAAUUCCAAGAGGUUUUAGACGGUGAUAAGAGGUACUACUGGCGGUAGAUAGUACCGGUUACCGCCUGAAAAGUAGAGCACUACUAAGAUAUUAUUUCUGGCGACCUCGUUAUGAAGUCAGGUGGCCAAAUGGCCACUUUGGAAAGAAUUAAAAAAAAGAGAAAAAAGGAGCCGUGAUUUGUCUCUUAACAGUUUUGAUUUGAAAGAAAUACUUUCCUAUUACUCGAUUUGUUUACUGUCUAGCAUUGACAGACUCUCCAAUUAGCACAGAUGUGCUAAAUACAUUCACACUUUACUAAAGCUAUUUAUUCUUCGUCAAUUUUGGACCAUGAGCAAAUGAUCUUGUUAGCCCACUAUACAUGUAUAAAAAUAGUUACGUGGCAAACAAAUACCGAUCAAUUGCCAAAAACAUCAGUUCCGUGGACGUGUUACAGCAAAGUCAGGUUAAGACUAAUUCAUGAAAUUUUACAAGUUUCAAAGUGUAAGAGGCUUUUUUGUAUUUCCAAAAGUGGGUUAUGUGAGGUUUCGUUGCAUGACUAAUAAUUUAUGAAUUCGCACAUUUGUAAUCUAAUUGUUAAAUUGAAUUAUGGUCACUUAAUUUUAUAUCCGCGGUGCUUACAGCGUAUUUCGCAUUACCCAAUCAUAGUUUAAACACGAAGCAUACAAUAUCGUUGUUAUUUGAAAACUCUUGCUUCUUGAUGCAUAUUCGUUUUCACUAGAAAGCCCAAACGUUUGAUAAAAACAGAGAUGGACGGUUCGAGAGUCUUUUGAAGACGCCGGGUUCCAUGUGUGGACUAUCGAAAUCUGCGGCUCUCUGAAAUAGUAGACUUAGAAGUGCCUCGAGCUCGAGGGGAAUUUAUGUCUAAAUCUUGGGAGUGAACGAUUUAAAUUCCUGUCUCUUCCAGCCGGCGGCAGUUUUUAUUUGCACUGGACAGAUAAUAUGAGAUUAUUUUGUCUUACGAGAGAUAACAAAUGUACCUUCGGUACUACGCGUGUUAUUUGUUCUCAAAUAUUUAUGUAACUUGCUCUUUUUGAAAAUGAUAGUACAUAAUAAAAAUGGUCAUGCUGAUAAUGAGAAAGAAUGGGAUAGUUGUGAUGAUGAUGAUAAUGAUAAUUAUGAUAAAGUUCUGAUAUAAUGCGUGCUGUCGUUGGCUGAAAGAGCGUGUUUUAUCAGAUUACAAAACACAGUGCUGAGGUAAAGCUGUCACGCCAUCUGCCAAUUUGUACAAUGUCCGACUAAUUCCCAAAUUUCUCUCCAGCUUUUUUUUUUUUUGUUCAUUAAAAGUAAACUUUUUGAACAAGCGGGCCGUCAAGUAGCAACAGAAGAACUAAACAAAAGUUUGUAGACAUGCCAAGCGCCGUAUUUGACGAAAUUAUAGCAUGAGCAGAGACGAAAAUCACCAAAGACAAAACGAAACGGACUGUCCGAGUUUUGUAGGUUUUCACGUUCAGUUAGUUUGUCAAUUAAGUGCGUACAGUUAUCAAGCUCACACACAGCAAACACUCUUAUAUAGUUUCGUGUUCAAAACCUUAACAGAACAAAACAGGAACGAUGAAAAUUAUAAACAAACUGGCAUAACUUUUAAGAAUUUUUACAAAUCACGGUGUCAGAACAACUGCGAUCCUAGCUCAUCAUGGCGAUCUCCGGUCAUCGCAGUGAAGCAAGCCUCAGAAAUUACAUUGUCGUGAACUAUUAAGAGCUUGUUCUGAUAUCCUUUCCGAUGCGUUGAGUGAAAGGCCACAUGAGUUACAACAGCUGAGUUUACGGACGCCUUUACCCAGAGCAAUCUUUAUGUUCCUGUGAAUUCGGUUGUCGUUCAUUCAUAAAACAUAUCUUGAACAGUUUCUUCUCUAAUUUUCAUGUUGAAAAACUUGCUUGUUUUCAUUAGCCAUAAUGCGGCCAGGUUUCACUGCAAAUUUUACUUUCAGAUUCUGUAUUUUAAUUAAAAAGCUACGAGCAAAAGUUUUGAAUUCGACCUGCCGAACUAUUUCAGUAAAUACAAUAAUUAGUUUCAAGCAGAAUUGAUUUCUUUAGUGCUGGUUUCAGGCAAGUUAUUGGAUCGUGGUUGAUUAGCCGGGCUUGGUCCCACAGUCUGCAGUCACCAUUAUGUAUGUGUAACGAGCCCUUGGUAAUUUUUAUUUCAGGUCAGUCCGACAGUUUUUCUUCAGAUCAAUUUGUUGACGUGAUUAACAGCCUGAAAAGAUAUACAUUUUCAUUCCUUUGGGACCUGAUAGCGUUAGCUGUUUCCAUUUAUAACAAGGUGUGUACCUGGAUAUUCGAGAAAAGUCUAUGUUUCUGCUAAUUUGAAAUACAUUUUGGUUGAUCUUCGAAACUAACCUAAUUCACCAAAGCCAAUCAGAUUAAAGGCAAAUAUAACUAAAAGAACUAAAGUAAAAUCAAGCAAACUGCUGGAGGCUCCUCCCUGGUAUGCCUGAUAUUACGUCUCUUGUCGAAUUUAAGAAUUACCUUGGUUCGUUUUCUCAAUAAGAGCGUGUCAAUUGGUUUGGUAAUUUUUUUUAUUCUGUAUUGUACUUAUUGUAGCAUGUAAUUUUUACUUUUGCAUUUUGCCAAUGGUUGGUGUGUUGCCUAACCGGCUUUUACCAGCCUAAUUGAGAUGAUGAGAUGAGAUAAUGACGAUGAAAUGAGAUGAGAUAGUGACAAUGAAAUGGGCGGGAAAACGGGAGUGACCGAGUCGAGUAUUAGUCUUGCAUCUGAUUACUUGAGAGGGUGGUGCGAGUUUCCUGGACCAAUCACGGACGAUAAUGAAGCAAAAGUAUCCAUUCUGGCUUGUCUGACAGCGACGCAAACAGGUUGUGUGUUUUAUUUGACAGGAAAACCAGUCAAACGUUCUUCAAGUAUGUCCAUUUCCCUGUGGCUGCGUGGGUGAACUGUGGAUCAUGUUGAUCCAUUUGAUGGAUCAUCUAAGCACCAAAACAGAUCUCGAGGUAUGAGUGACUUCUUCAGUAGAUAAUCAUUGCUGAUCACACAUUGUAGUCGGAAGACUGUUGUUCAACAUGGUGGCUGAAAAAUUUUGAUAAAAACUCCUAGCGCAGAUCUUUUUAGCGCAUCUCUGUUUUUUCAGUCAUUCUGGUCAGCGGUUUCUUCCAUCAUGUCAGAGAUUCUUUAUCCCAAGGAGUCUGAGCCCGACAGUCAGGACUCUACCGUGCAGCCCUGGGCCCAGUCCUGUGGUAGGUAUAAGUAGAUUUUGGUAGAUCCUUUACAGUUGAGUUUUCAUUAGUCCGUAGUUAUAGCAAGCGAUUAUUUCUUAUUAUAGAGCUUUUUCCAUUAAGGUGCAGGAAGUGACGUAGAUUUAUUAGUUUUACCUCAAAACACUCUGUGACUGAUAAGAGAAACUUGCGCGAUCUUCUCAACCAAUCAGAUGCAAAACUGAUACCAGUGAUAAACUCUUUUGGUGUUUUCUUUGGCUUCUCUCGACAAUUGCUAUCGUUCUGAUAAACCUCUAAAGUUAUUUUCAAUUUGGCCCGACACCACUCACAAAAGCUCUUCAUUUACCAACCUUUUUUUUAUGUGGAUUGGAUCUUUCAGCUCCUCCAGAUUUCACAGUGAAGACGCCUGUUAAUUUCUGUUGGUGGCUUUUGACGCAUUUGUCCCCACUUUACUGGUUUACAGACAAAGGGGUGUACUCCCAAAGGAAAAAGGUAACAAGGCUGGUGGGGGUAUGACGAGUUAGUGUAGCGUAUAGCGUCGGAUUAAAGUCUUGAAGACGUGAAGGAAACUUAACAGAGAUUUAUUUUCCCAUAAUAUGUCGACUCGAACGUGAUACAUGAAAACGAGGCUGACGAGCGACAGCGUGAAGACUUACGUCAUACACCACAGUCAGCACAGUACUUAACCGUCAACUAAGGCAUGCAUGCAUUAACGCCAUGACGCCACGCUAACCUUCACGUUACGGAGUGCUGUGUGACGGGCGAGCUUUGAUUCUGAUGAAUUUGACAGAAGUGCAGACUUCCAUCAUCCGAUUGGUUUUUAGUCAGUCUUGUUCACUAUACUUAUUCUUAUGCGUCUUGACAUAUAUCAUACAGAGAAGGAUAGAGACUUGUAUCUGCGACUCUGUUACAGCCAUUUUCAAUUGCAUAGGUAUUGCUUCGCUACACUGUAUGAUUUAUCAAGAAAACUAGCGCUAACCUCUUAAUCAAUCAGUCGCAAAACUGAAACUAAACGUGACUUUAUCGCUCGCCUUUUCAUGCGCUAAAGGUAGUUUGCUUCUUUCCUCUUAAAUUUCAGAUUUGCAAUGUGUGCGUUUCUUUUUUUUUGGCCAUUGUGACUGCAAUAGUUUUGCUUUUAAGGCACUCAAUCGAAAUGCGCUCCUCAAUUUUAAGUAAUUACAAAGAGAUGAAUCACCUGCCUUUUUACAAUAACUUUCUUCCUUUUUCUUGAUAGAGUUGUGUUCCUGGAAACUGGGUGCUUGCCCAAGAUCUACUCAAAGCAUCUCUUCUAAACAACAAGGUGAUAAUUCCUUGUUAAAAAACCUGCUAUCGAUUAUGCGAUGCUAAAUUUAGUUACAUCAAUAACGUUCCCAACUGUUUUGUUACAGGAGAGUCAUGAAGAAUCCCGCUGCCGCGUCUCCCUUCGCUGCUGUGUUUCGUUGUCUUAUCAUUGGUCAGCAAAUUCUGAUCUUAUUCUGUGGCUUUGGGAUUUCUUUCACAAGAGAUUGGUAGGCCCAGUUUUGUGCUGCGCUCAUGUGAGGAAGUUUUUCUUGGAAAGUGCAAUUUUUAAGGACAAAUUACAUCUUCAAUUAUGCUGACGAGUCUACUUGUACUUGUUUUAAAACUGCCAUUUCAGUUUUUGUAGAGAGACGUACGACAAACAGAAACUUAUCAUAUUUUUCACUCACGCUUAUCAAUGAAUCUUGCUGUAGUAAAUAUAACUGCAGCUUAAAAUUUUCUCUCCUUCAUAUAUUGCAGGUUUGUUUAAUUAGUUUUUUUUUUACCCAUGAACAUUUUUAUAUUUACUCUCUCUCCUUCUUUUUUCUUAAGAACAAUUCAUUUCACGUUCCUGAGCAAUCUAUGCAUGGCUUUGGUCUUGUCAGGUAUGGAUCUACUCCGGUCAGCAGCUAUAUUUUCUUUCCGCAGAGACUUCCGACAUUAUAUCCACAAAUUCUUGACUACCCUGUAUUUCUACAAAAAAACAUACUAUCGAGUGACUGGACGGCUGUUGUGUGUCUUCAAUAUCGGGAAAUUUGGCAACUUAUCGGUUAAACAACCCGUAUAUUGGCAUUUUGAUGUAAACGUUUGUGGGCAAUUUAUAUCAAGCACCAAAGAAAGAGAAAACGCUUAACUUCAACUGGUGUUUGCGUUUCGCUGAUAAACAUGUGUGCUUCAGCUCACUUAUCCCUCAGACACUCGCUACCGAUGGCCCUUUUUUCUCAUAAUAACUUUUCUUCUCUGAGAAAGCUAAAGCGUUACACUCAAAGUGCGAUUCCAUAAAGCGCAUCUGACCUGUUUCUACCUUCUUUCAGCUUAUCUUCUCUUCAGUGGACGGAGCAGUGUUUGAACAGGUCUAAGGCUUCACAUCAAGGGUGAGUUAUUACAGCAAAUAACGAGGAUUGCAAGUUGAUCUUAGUUUUAAAGUUUCUUUCCAUUUGUUAUACUUUGCCGCUCAUCACCGUCUAUAUUACAUUCGGUGUCAUAUUCGUUGACCUUUUAAGUUAAGAACAAAUCAUUUCAAAGGAAGACUCAAUGAAAGUUUUCAAAGGAAAACCAAAAAUUAUCGCUGAAUCUUUCUUUGAACCAGACUACUCAGAAAUUGAGAUGUAAUCUCGAAGGCUACUUUAAGGUAACAUGGAAUAAAGGCGAUUUGAUUUAUUAACUGUAGCGUUUUGUUUCUAGCAGUGUUGUUCCAGAGCAUGAAUCCAGUUUCACUCUCUUCUUACGGCUGGUGUCAGUUCACCUCACCAAAUUACUUAAGAGUGGAUCAUUACAGGCCUGGAAACAGAUGAAGGGCAGGUAGAAAAGGAACAGACACCUUCGAUCUUUUUUUUUCUGCACUUUACUUCGUUAAGUUCGUUCGCAUUUUCUGCAUUUGGUCAUUAAAUUGUCAAUCAUGAGAAAUAUAUGUAUUAUCUGCGAUUGGCAGACUAUUAUGAAGCAGUACGUUUCUAUUUUAUCUUUAGAUUCUACUCAAAGUUCCAUAAGCGCCGUAUGGAGGAGUUGAACAUCACAGGACUUCAUCAUUUUAUCACUCUUUUUCUUACUCUUUCCUGUGUAGCUGACCUAGAAGAUGUAGUAAGUUAUGGUAUGCCUCUGUAGGCGUACUAUUUUAUUCUAAAUGGCUAUGUUGAUAUGAACAAGUGAAAGUUAUUAAGCAUAUAACAACAUUGGAAUUCGAAACUCUUCUUGUUGCGCAGGUUGUCAUAAAAGAACGGAACGUAAAUUGAACGGGGGAGAAAAAUUGGCGCUGAAUGAUAGGUUCUGGUCGUUGGAUAUUCCAUGGUGGGGGUCCUAGGAAGGGUUCCAUAUGGACAGAUGGGUGGAUAUGGAGGAGCAUAGACUCUGCUGGGAUCGAGUUUGUUCUCCUCGUUGAUUAACGCCUAAAAUUACUCGAAGAAGUCACAAAUAUCUUUUCUUGCACAGGCGCACAAGAUGUGUUCGUUUCUUGACUUGCUGGACUUUCACAAGAUGGCCCAGGAAAAGAAAAUUAGUGUCUGGAAAGGUGAGGAUAUUAAGAAUGAAACGUAAAAGGAAGAAAGGUGAAAGACAAGGAGAGGUUGUAAUUUAGACUAGUUGUGUAUUUUGUAAUAAUUAUCAGCUAUCAUACUAUUUGUUUUCUCUACAUAAUCAGGGCUUUUUGCCUUGAUGCUCAUUUACAAGGAGAAGAAUGUGGAUUUUGGAUACUUGGCGGAAAGAUUGUCGUACAGUUUUGUCACGGUUGCGAGGUGAGAAUGCCAAUCUCGUCAAUCAAUCGAUCAAUCAGUCAAUCAGUCAGUCAAUCAAUGUUAAUGUUUCCUUCAUAAGCUUGGAAAUACGGAUAAAAUUUAUCUCUUUUUUUUGUAUUAGAAAAAUUGUUUAUCAACAUAAUUGUUUUGGGAUAAAUAUAGAAGCUGUUGUUUCUUUUAGGGAAUACACGAAUUCCUCUCGAGAUAAAACUCAUCAAAAAAACUGCUGGCAGUUGAUCACACUAUAUCUGGACAGUACACAGGAUGUGUUCGAACACAAAAAUAAACAGGACUUGUCUGAAAGUAAACUGAUUGGUAAGUAAUUUGGAAUUUGAAUACGUGUGAGAUUUUCUUUGAGGACUGCUGAUGGAGAUUGAGUUUUUACAAGUUUCUUUUUUUUUUUGUUUCGCGUUCACUUUUAAUCUCUCAUGUGAACUAAAACAGCGAAAACUUAUUAGCAAGUAAGGCCGAACGGCAUAGAGUAAGAGAAGCCGAUUAACCUCAGUGGGCUUGCAUGUUUUUUAAUUUUUUUCUUCAACGUAAAGUAUCUUUUUGCCCUGAAAAUAAAAUUCGUUGUUGGAGUUCUCUGAUCUCCCUCGUCUUUGUUUGAUUGUUUGUUCGUUUGUUCUUUUUUUUUCAGCUGAUGGAUUUCAAUACCUUUUACAUUCGUGUCGUGACAAUGAACUCCGAUACUUGCUGAGCUUUGUACAGACCACUCUGGCGUCAUUAACGUACGGGUGAAAUGUAACAAUUGCUUUUACUUCUUUACGGACACGAGUCGUUCUCUAGCAGAUAAGUAAUUUUCUUUUGCUUGAAAUGGAACCUGCCAUCAAUUUACGCAUUUUACUUUUUUUGUAGGCAAAAGUACGGGGGUAGACCAGGAUUCUCAGGUACUUGUUACGUUUUUGUUGUUGUUGUGGUUGUCAAGUUGUUGUGUCAUGGUGACUAGUAGAGAUUGGUGCGCUGAUGCAGUAACGAGACUCUUUUUGUAGCUUUUCUAUCCGGGAUAGAUCCUAGGUAAUGGUUAACUAGUUUGCCUUUUUCCAAACAACAUUGUAUAGCGUAGUAUACUAGUCCAACACCUGUCACACGUUACUCGCAUUCAAGUGGUUUUUUUUGUUAUCUAGACGCUGUCAGUGUGAUGUGGAAGCACGUGUUUAGUCACGUGAGGAACCUAACAUCUGACGGUCUGUGUAUCCAGUCGGUACCCAGUCCCUUAGCUGACACGUUGGCCGGCUUUACACUCUCUGCUCUCGACAGGUAGUAAGCGCCUGCUAAAUCGGUGGGCAUUGUGAAAUGAUAUCAUCAGAGACAGGUGUUUCAAUAAAAGCCGGGGUAUCAGCUGUCUACCGCUGCCUGCAAGGCCUCUUACCGCCGCUUGUUUAGUCUGUGAGGGACCUCUCGCGUUUGAGUUUUGCUUAUGGCACAGCCGCCUAUUACGUCGUCGGCAGCUGCUUAUGAAAAAUUUAUUGAAACACCUUUAGUGUUCGAUAGUAGAUUUUAAUUGAGGUCCACCACAACUUGUGAAUGAACGCUUAAUAAUGACGUCAUUUUUUGAAAAUUCCUUUUCAUGCCCAAUGUGAAAAGAUCUCACGAGUUUUCUAGAUCAAUAACGCCACGUAAGAAAGAGAAACCAAAAGCUUGCUACAGAGAGCAUAUAUCUUUAUCUCCGCCAUAAAGAAUUUACGUUAAAUUACGACACUGAAAGUGUUUCUAGAUUCCAAAAAGUAACCAUGAAAUUCGAAAAUUUCUUCAAAUGUGCCAAGUAUUUGACUAUGCAACCCGCCGCACACGCCAAACCACGUGUGUUUCACGACCAGAGGCUAUUCUUGUUAGGAUUAUGCAAAUGAAAACAGGGCAAUAAAGGAAAACCAGUGCAGUUUCGGAUAAGUUACUGCUUACUUGAUGCCCUCGUUUUAGUAAUUUUGCCGUAGUUUCACUACUCUGUGUUUUACGCGUAUGUUUAAGAUAUCCUGAGGAAGUCACUGGCACAACUGGGGUGACGUUUACCAGUCUGUUACGGGAUCUUGGUAUUAAAGACGAAAUGUCCGCAAGGUAUGUAGAAUUCAAAACUACUCUAACUAAAAAUUGUCUUCGAUCACCUGUUAAAUUAUACUUAGAGAAGUCCCUCUUUCUCGCCUAAAGUCUGUCAUGCGAGUCCAAAAUAUUGGGUGAAAAAAAAGUGUUGUUUAAUGGCGCACUUCGUGGAACUCUAGGAGUUCGAGUGUGAACGCGGCGCAAUAACAACAAUUCCUUUUUUUUUCGCUGAUGUUUUUUGGGCUCGCGCGACGGACUUCGCCAAAAAGGAGAGACUCAUCGUGGUCUACCGAAACAUUUUCACAGCCAACUACCAUAGUGAUUGUGAGAGGAGAAUGAGACAGGAGAAUGAAUGUCUUGAAUUAAACGCAGAUGUGUGUAAUAUUAUUGGUUGCAGCUUUUGUUGUCGAUUCCUAUGUCACAUUUUACCCUGUCCUUCGGCAACGACGGCAAUUCAAGCAGAGAACAUGGAAAGAGACAUAAUCCACGCGUGGUUUAGAUGUCUGUUGCAGCUACCACCCUCUCAUGAAGGAUUAACAGAACUAACCAGGUACCCCACCCCUCCCUCCCUCCGUGAGUUUGUCACAUGAGGAAGAAUUUGUGAUUAGAAACACCUUUAACUUGUGUCACUAGUGCGAUAGAAAUAAAGUAAGCCCGUUCAAUCCCCCCAGCUUCGUCCGAUUUCCGACAGUUCCUUUUAGUUUUGGACGAUUUCGUCUAACAUUGAAUGUUAUCAUCCAAUUUCAGACGGUUCUCUGAUUUCAGAGGGUUCAGUGUAACAUCCAACGUUUCCGUGAGAUUUUCGGAGGGUUCGUCUAAUUACGGAGGAUUCCGUCCAAAUUUUGGAGGAUUCCGUCUAAAUUUUGGAGGAUUCCGUCUAAAUUUUGGAGGAUUCCGUCUAAUUUCGGAGGGUUCCGUCUGAUUUUGGCGGGUUCCUUCUAAUUGUAGAGGUUUUCGUCUAAUUUCGAAGGGUUCCGUCUAAUUUUGGAGGGCUUCAUUUAAUUUCAAAGAGUUCCUACUGAUUUUGGAGCCCUUCGUCUUAUUUCGGAGGGUUCCUUCUAAUAUCGGAGGAUUCCGAAUAAUUUUGAAGGGUUCUGACUAAUUUUGGAUUGUUCUGUCCAAUUUCGGAGGGUUUCGUCUGAUUUCGUAGGGUUCCGUCUGAUUUCGCAGGGUUCCAUCUAAUUUUGGAGGGUUCCGUCUGACUUCGUAGAGUUCCAUCUGAUUUGGCACCUUCCAUCUGAUUUCGGAGGGUUCUGUAUAAUUUCGGAGGGUUCCGUCUGAUUUGGGAUGGUUAUGUCAAAUUUCGGAAGGUUCCGUCCAAUUUCGGAGGGAUUCCGUGUGUUUUCGAGUUUAGCUACACAUUUUAUGUUGUAGUCUGUUUGUACUUCAUACUAAAAUUGAUAUUAUUUUAAGGGUUUUCUACAUGAAACCCUGCUUAGAGAAACUUAGCGACCUUUCCCCAUGUUAUCGAAGUGAAAUGAAGGUGAUAAAAAAUAAAGUAAAAUCUUAAAAUAUGGUGUUCAACUCAACCAAAGGAUGAAUUUUUAACAUUUUGAAAAAUUUCCCUUUAAUUAUAAUGUACGUGUUGAGUUCUUUGUAAUCGUUUUCUGUUUCUUUUGUCUCACAGGGCAGUGGGUAAAUUACCCGAGCUGGAGAAGCUACUGAGGGGCCAGGUAAUACCACUAACUUAACUUCACUGCCAUUGCGGUAACAGGUCGCAAAGAUGCGCUUUUUUCUUUUUGGAUACAACAAGAACGGUGAUAUCACUCAAACCUCGAUAUUGUAGACGAGGACAGUCCCAAAAGCUAUGUAAUUGGCAUCCAAUCGUGUUCUUUUCGAGAUUUUCGCGCUGAGUUUUGGAAGUGGUCCUAUGACGUGACCGAUUAGUAAUCUAAGAGCGCUCCAUUAUCAGGUCUGGCAAGACUGACUAUGGCUCUUGCCCUUGUAAACGGAAGAGGAAGAUCCACUUAGCGAAUUUUUGCGUGCAAGUGCACUUCUCCUAUGUUUUGUACGGAAAGGCUAGUAAAACCGUUUGUGAUUUGAUAUCAGGCACUCGUAACUUCCGCGCGCGAUUUUUACAGUGGGGGCGCAGGGUUUUUUCCUCAGGAAACUAAUCAAGAAAGACAUAGACCUUCAAUUGUGCUUAUUCAGUGAGAGGUUUUAAUACAUACUUGUGCUUCUUAUAGCCUGGAUUCGGAACUGGUGAAAGUAGUGAAACAUCGUUGCAGCUAUUUAUUGUUGCGCUAGGGCGUCAUCACGCAUCACUGGUAAGUAAAACUUAGCUUACGGAGAAAUUUUCAACUGAGUAUCGAAAAUAACCACCUAUUGCAUUUGUUUUAUUUUCCUACGUUGUGUUGUUCAUUAAGAAAACUCGUGACACUUUUUCAACCAAUCAGAAACAGAACCCAAACCAAUGACAAUAUGUUCAGCGGCUCUUUCCCGCGCUUGAGCCCGAUUGGCUCUUGGUGAUGUUUAGCUUUAUUUUGAUUGGCUGUCGUGAUUACUAUAAAUUUAGGUCCCAUGACGUUUAAUCGGCAUGCGGCCCCAUAGUUAUUGACAAAAGAACAGUUAACUAUCUUACUUAUGAAUUGUGGAAACUUCUGGAAUUACUAAAAUUAAUAAUUUUUGCCCAACGCGGAAUUUCCCAGACGAAUACAUAACUGUUUCCACUAUGUCUACAGACAAAGUUUGACGACUCAAUCCAGUUCCGCGAGACAGUGCAGAGAUACCUGGGUGACGUCAUCAAGUAUGUUGACCACGUGCUAAAAGAUGUUGGACCUGCGAAUCUACUGAGGUAAGUAACGAUAAUACUACCUGCCCCAUAUGCUACAAAAAUACCUGGGAAAAGCUCCGGGCAUGCGCAGUUGUGGACCUCCAAGCUCCUUAGUCUUUAUUGAAAUAAAAGGCACUCUGCUGUGACAACCACGACGAAAGAGGUUUUACCACAGACACGCAUUCCACUGAUACAUGGUUUUUAAAUAUUGACGGAUCGUAUUUUCAAAACACGUCUUUAGAAGUGAUCGUUAAAAUGAUUACCAGUAACUUAAAAUGUGAACAAACAACGAAUAGCGUAAAAGCUUUUCUCUGCGAACAUUUUCAUGAAAGGCUGGCUGUGAGUCACGAAUCAACAAAGUCUCUUCAUUUGAAAAUCUGUAUGUUCUUGUACUUGCUAUAAUUUCAAGGUGGUUCCAUUUAAUAUUAUGAUCAGUUUAGGUAAAAUGUUAAGGUAAAAAUGUGUGAGGUAAUCAGUGGUGAGACUAUUUAUAUGUUUUUUGAUAGGAUUGCAUAUCAUGUUGCUGGACUUCUGACCAAGCAUUGUUAUAAGAUCAUUUACAGCCGGGUAAGGCGUUAGUACCGUUUUUUAGAAUAACUUGAAAUUUUACAGAUCUUUUCGCGCAAUCAAAGUUGCUAUUAACCUUAUUUGAAGGUUGAAUGACUUUCGUCUUCUGUGCAAUCUCUCUUUAUUAUUUUCAGACUCAACCCAGAUGUCUUUUUCCUCGGUUGGUUGACCAAUUUGUUCUCCCACUCCCUAACAGCAAGAAACCUGUUGCACCUUUGGUCAUGCAGUGUAUCAAAGCACACUUACAUCAGGUAUUUGGAUCAAAGUAUUCGAGUAAUUCCCAAUUUAGUACCGAAAGAAAUUUGAGAUUUCAUUGGUUUUUCUCUACUUCCCACCGUGAUUGGUCAAGAAAACUCGCAAACAAUCAAAUACAAUCUUGACUGAGUCUCGUUGUCGUGCGCUUGAGUUCCCAUGGUUGGCUACGUGAGGUAUUUUAAACAUUCGCAGUUUAUAAUUGUGUUUUUUUUUCCGCAGUUUCUACAGGGUCUUGCCUGCCUAGAUUUCAAGAGAGAUGAAUUUAUACGGAGAAAGAUUAAACAAAUAUUCAUCUCGUACUUUCGGCUUUUCAACCAGGUAAGAGCAACUUUCAUUCAACCGAAAGAACGCGCUAAAGAAAGUUUGUUCGCCCAGGCUAGAGAAAAAGUGUUGAGCACUGCAGUUAUUAAAAUGGAAUAUUUUUGAUACUUCUUACAUCGCAAUUUUCAAAUCUUCGCGGUCCUUUAUGGUUGUUGCAACAACCGACGAGAACGUCAAUGGUGUAGUAUUGGACUUUAAAUUUUUCAGCCAACCAAAGCAAUUUGACUCCUCGCCCUUACAUUCUAGACUGACUUAGCUUUUAGAAGUAAUUUUUCAAUUUGUUGAAAUUAUUUUUUGUCACAGAUUUUGCCUUCGUCCUCUCAGGCGGCCAAUAUUCCGACUAAGAAUCCUUUUCUGGUAUGUUAACUUGCUCAUUUACUAUCUAUGGGUUGUUACAUAUUCAAUUUUUUUCCGAUAUUAUUAGAUGUUUUUUGCAUGCAUAUCACCGCGGAAUGAUGACAGAAAGUUUAGGCAUGACAAUUACGGCAAGGAAACUUUAAAGAGCUUCCAUCUUGAAUCAUAAAACUUAUAUUUUCCAAGUUGGUAGGUUGCAAUUUGUUGUAAUUUUAUCUGUUCUGAAUUUUCCUUUUUUGUUUUGAGUAUAUGCUUCCCUCGGUGGUUUUGAAUCUCACCAAACUAGCUGGUUUCCCGCAAGUUCGACGCGAUUUUGAACGUCACAAAAAGGAGGCCACAUAUUGUAGCGUAUUUUCUUUCCUUCUCAUUCACGGCGAAUGGUAUUUUUUUUCCUUUCUUUUUAUUUCUUCUGAAUUGAUAUUUGGACUGAAGGAGAAGUGAACAAAAUAAUGUUUAACUUUUACCUUCAGCUGUUAUCGCAAACGUCAUGCACAACAAUAAUUCUGAGUGCUCUCUCUAUGGACUUUCCACAGGUAGUUCUCAAAGGAUCAUGUUUAACCGAUCCUGCACCUGAGAACAGGUUUGUGAAACAGGAAGGAAGCUAUAAAUAGCUCAUUUCUUUACAUCAUUUAUGAAAGACACUCAUUGCACUCACAAGGCUUCCAUUCUGCAUUCGCGAAAAAUUAUGAAGUCUUUGUAAUCUUUUCUUAGCGAUUGCCAUUACGAACUUGAGUGUCGUAAAACCAAACUAAGUCAUUAACAAUGGCUAAUCUGAGCAAAGGAAAUUGUCAUCAGGGAGCUUGUGAGAACUUAAAAUGAAAGCAAGUAACAUUCCCGCCAAAUUGUCAGAAGGGCGGGAAUACGCGAAGGAUCAAGUUUCGAUUGGUGUUAGUUUUACAUCUGAUUGGAUAAGAAUGCGUCGUGAGUGUGCUUGUCCAAUCACAGAGCGUAGUGAAGAAAACCCCUUGCAAUCCUUAUUGUCUACAAUAAAUGAAAAUUGCUCCCAUGCGAGAAGCACAAUGGAAAUUCUGAAACAUAGAAAAAAUAAUGGGAAUAUUCUGUCCAGUGUUUAGACUUGCGAAUGUACAUAAAGAUCAACAACUUUUUUUAGAAGGUGUAAGUUCCAAGAAUGUUGUUAAUGCUUUCGUUCUAUAAAAUCGUUCUAUUUUUUCACUGUAGCGAAUUCCGCCAAUUCGUCGUGGAGAUCAUUCAAGAGAAUUUCUUGUGCCUUCCACAGCAGCCUGCGAAUCUAGCGACAGUAAGUUCCUUAUUCAAAUGUUGUUAUUGAUAAGUUCCUAUAAGGUAAACUUUAAAAGAAAUGAUAUCAAAGGAUUGUUGUUUAACUAUUCGGUUUGCGACCUUUUUUUUCAGACUUUGUCCUUUUUGGAGCAGUUAUUUAGGAAAACGCUCUGUUCUUCUGAGACAGCAAGGUACUAGCAACUGAUUUGUAGACAUUCUUGUUUACAAUUAUCUUUUUGAUUAAUGCCUCAUUUUCCUUUCUUAUGGACAAUAAGUUUCACAAUGAAACGGGUUCGUUUCAAUAUGCUCUGUUUUUAAAGGGGCAGCGACUGAAACGAAUGAAAACUUAAAGGGGCUGUGUGCUCAAUCGUUUCGAAAAGUCACUUUCCUAGAAUUCAUUGUGGACAAAGAAACCCUUCCUUCCCUCCCUCCAUCCCCCUCACAUGACCUCUGAAGACGAGGUUGGAAUGCACACAAUCUAGAUCGGUCCAUUGGCAAACCAGGAACUAGUCUGAAACAUUUUAGACCCUGUGCGCGUGAAAGUGACGGCGAGGAAAUAUGUCAAAUUUAAUCUUCUUCUCCUUUAAGGAUCGAACAGAUAAAUUCAGGGAAGGAAAUCGUAGCCAGCUAAACGGAGAACAAAAUGGAUAAUUUUUCUCAUUUUUCCAUUGCAGAAACACCCCAGUUUUGCUGGAAUCUAUCAUGUUUUGUUUACUAACGUGUAAUCAGUUUACCGCGGGAAACGAACCCCCCGAGAUAAGAAGGCAAGGUAAAGGAUUUCAAACAUAAUGGUAAUUGGGUUGUUAUCUUCUUGUUUAAUACACUUGAGAUGAAGUAAAAUAGUUUCUCGUGAUGUAGUCACCCCCGAGCUGGACCACGGAAUGUCGAAUGCAUGCUGUGAAUCCUAAAGUAAGGUUGUUUUUGUUUUUUUCUGGUGUGGGGGGAAGGGAGGGGAGAGGAGGGGAGGGGAAGGUGAAUAUUUAAAAAAGAGCUCUUGAGCUCUUGUCGAUAUAGGCUAAAGUAAUGAAAUUUUUAUCUUUGUAAUAUGCAUGUAUGUAUGUAUCAAGGUGGUAAGUUUCCAAAGAAACUGUGAUACUGCGUCGGUGGAUAACAGGGGAUUGUCUAACAGGCCCUUCGUCAGAGCUGGCGAAGGGCUAACGUUUGAAAUGUUAGCCUUUAAACUCUUUAAGGUGGCCAAUUUCCGUUAUCAACCCAGUUGAUAAUACUAAAUAUAUAUCAGCUUUAUUUAUAGAGGGUGACAAAAGCCAGUUAAAAACUGAAAAAAAACUUGCGGUUCUCAGUAUCUUUUCUUAAUGUACUCAUUGUUUGCAUGUUUAGAUUUGAGGAGGCGAACAUCAGACAUCAAGACAUUUAGACAUUACUGAAAAAUAUGAUGCAAUAGAGCUGUUACAAUUUUGAAAAGAUAGUGAAACCUUUUACUGAUCGUUUUCCCGGUUACAUAAAAUAAAGUAAAUAAGAAAAAUAAUGGCUGCGGAUGGAGAAGUGUGAUACAUGUUGUGGCAAAUGGGAAUAGUUGCUGACGGGUGAAUUUUUAAACAGGCAUAUAUAGUGAAUCUCCUUUCGUUUCUUCUUUCAUUUCAGCCACUGAAAUCUUACGUUUGAUGGUUGGAGCUUGUACGAAAACGCCGGAAAUGAACUCCAGGUAAAGAAUAAACUUUUUGUUCCCUUAACGGACGUUUCUUUUUUUUUUUUUUUUUAAGGAUUAAAAAGUUUGUGUAUUUAGGGGUAAUGUUGACAUUUUGAGGUGAUUUCUUUGUUUUUUCAGGGAAGUUCUUUUGCCUCACUUAAGAAAUUUCUUGUACAGUAAAAUCACUCUGUACCAGGUGAGAUUGUCUGAGAUUACAGCUAUGGACAAAAAUAACAACUACGUAGGAAAAAUAACAAACAUAGCGUGCUAUUUUCCAUUUGUUUCUUUUAUGAUAAGGCUUUUCUUAUCAGCUGUGGGUGUCACGGGUUCAAUCAUGAUCAGUAGGCAUAUUCUCCUUACUAUUCUGUAUACAUUUGCUAAGGUCCUGACGAGGGGAAUUUGUUUAACAGUCAGGAGACCCUUUUGUUGGUAAUCGUUUCUUUUACUCUCGUGACCUUAAUGUUUGAUUCAGGGGUAAUAUUGUACGGGGAAAUAAGAUGCCAGUCACUCUUAGGGUGAAAGGGUUCACUAACUGGAAGCUGAUGAAAGGAAAAAUUUGAAUGUUUUUGCCUGUUACUGACGUUUGUCGACAUUUCAUUUCCGCGCAUUUUUUAACUGAUGUAGUAAAACCUUACGCACUACUCUUCUUUUUUCAGGGUUUAGUAUUUAAAACACUUGAAACACUUGUCCCCUUCGACUCAGACCUCGUCACGGCGUUGAUACCCGUCUGUAAACAGGCUGUGAUACAGCUCGAACAGAAGAGGGGCGUGGGAACUGAUAUGCAAUUGAGGUAAGUUGAUUACUCAUAGUGUACAGCCGCGCCUCCCCACCCCCCCACCCCCCACCCCACCCUCCAAUUUUCUUUUGAAGAGUAGGGGUGACUGUACACAGGCUAAUUACUCUUAAAUACUUUAUGGAAAAACUUUAUUUCUUACGAAUCCCUUGCAUUAUUAGGAUCAAGUUUCAUUAUUUUUGUCUUUUUGCAUUGUGCUGUAGAUCUUCGUUUAAGUCAUUUCUGAGUAAACUUGGACACAGCGGCGGAGAGGCAAUCAAAGAUUUCGAGAAGGAAGAUACGGACACAACAUUGAAUGUAUCCUGAUAGCAAUGGUUUUAAGAGAAGUGAUCAGUUGACACAAAUGCCCUGGAGAAGAACUUUACGAAAGCUGAAGAGGAAUUAAAGGCAACUGCGACAGUCGACGAAGUGAUUAAUUAAUGUUUUGGCUCAUAGUGAAGAACACGUUAGAAAAAAAAAUUUUCGUAAAAAGAUAUACAGAAAAAAAGUAGAGUGAAUGAAGUUACUAUUAUUUUCUCUAGCCUCAUUAUUAGCCCAUGUCACAUUUCACGUCGUGGAAAAUUUAAUAAUUUCGGGCAUGAAACAGUUGAUAUGCAUAAUGGGAGAGCUCACUGCGGUGAAAAAUCGUGUUUUCUACUAAUUGUAUUCCAAAACCUACGGUAAAAUAAUAAAUCUCUGUCUUUAGAGCAAUUUUUGGGGCGAAGGACCACACCCUUUUUCUUCUUGAAUUCCAC
This is a messenger RNA of Pocillopora meandrina, 31876 nucleotides long. NCBI's taxonomy places the organism in Eukaryota, Metazoa, Cnidaria, Anthozoa, Scleractinia, Pocilloporidae. The record is from the annotation of a GenBank genome assembly.